Serpula lacrymans var. lacrymans S7.9 is the source of this 752-nucleotide messenger RNA. RefSeq lists its product as uncharacterized. The record is from RefSeq and is a predicted model, not a curated record. The coding region runs from base 288 to 587 and encodes 99 amino acids. The transcript has a single exon. NCBI's taxonomy places the organism in Eukaryota, Fungi, Basidiomycota, Agaricomycetes, Boletales, Serpulaceae.
GGAGCUUAUCCAUACUCAUUGGUCUUCUCGAUGGCUAUGAUGAUCACCAACACACCAUAAGCAAAGUUUGGAUCGAAUAAGACGCUAAGUACAUUUAUCUGUACAGUCUAUAAUAUGCACGCUGACACGUACUAAACUACACUUAAGCAUAGUAGAGGAAUUAUGUGAGGCCCAAAUACACUCACCUGCUGGUUUGCUACGAGAGUAUGCGUCACUUAAUCCAGGACAACGUUAUAUCUAUUCCUUGAUAUAGACGUUGCCUAGAGUCUACGUUGGCAAUUUUUGAUAUGUUCAAGGUGCCAAGUACGGGUAUCAUCAGUGUUAAUAGGCAGCUAAGGAGUUUCAACAUCUCUGAAGAAUUGCCAAUACUUGAGUCCUCGAACGUUUUGAAGGACAGCGCCCAAGAACGUCGUCGCGAGAAUGAUAGGACAGUACUACCAUCCAACGGAUUCGAUAUGACUCUUCAUAUACUUCGAGUCCUAGACGCCAGACCAGUAAGCCAUAACAUGGUCUCCGUAUAUAUUGAGGAAUUUUCAGGUUUAACAUUCCGCUUGGGCCAGACCGAGGUAUCUCUAACUUUCAAUUGACUGCGUCCACGUAUCCAGAAAACCCCUGAGCUGACGCUAUGCAAGAUGCUGGGGAAAAGACACGAUAACAGCUAAGGUGACUAGGCCAUUCCGUAGAGUAAGCCAGAUAUGAGGGGAGCCUUGAGUAGGACUUGGCCAGUUGGGAGUCAGAGACACAGUCACGGU